Symbiodinium necroappetens is the source of this 861-nucleotide messenger RNA. NCBI's taxonomy places the organism in Eukaryota, Dinophyceae, Suessiales, Symbiodiniaceae. The record is from the annotation of a GenBank genome assembly.
AUGGGGGAGCAGGAGCUGGAAGGUAUCAAUGUGAGCGGGAAGAUGACGGUGAUUGCCGCGAACGCCAGCUUCGUUGGCUGCAGAAACAGAAUGCAGGAUGGAAAAGGCGGAGCUCUGUUCAUCCAGCGAGACUUUAUCGUCAGCAACAGCAGCGUCAAGUUCGAGAACUGCAGAGCAUCAGAAGGCGGGGGCCUCUACACUGACGGCAGCUUCUCCCAAGCAGAAGAAAGCACGGUGACCUUCGAGAACUGCACAGCAGGUGAGACACAGCAAGACACGGCAAGACCAUGUUCCGACGGCGGAGGUGCACGCGUGUCGAAAAACUUCACGCAGGGACGCAACAGCUCCGCCAGCUUCCGCAGCUGCAGUGCGAGUGAAGAUGGUUGCCUCUACGCUGGCGGCAGCUUCUCCCAAGAAGCAGAAGGCACGGUGAGCUUCGAGAACUGCACGGCUUCUGGCUUCAGCGGCGGAGGUGCAUGCGUGAGGGAAAACUUCAGACAGGGACCGAAGAGCUCCGCCAUCUUCCGUGACUGCAGUUCGCAAUCUGGAGGUCUGGGAUUGAGGGUGUGGGGCUUGCGGGCUCCUCAGAUUCCAGGUUUCAAAGGCGAUUUUGGGGUUGGGCUGCAGCAGUUGCGGAACAUGCUGGAGCCUCUGCCUGCAUGUUUUGGAGUCUGCCGGGUGCACCAAGGCGACGGAGGCGGCCUCUACACUGGCGGCAGCUUUUCCCUAGAAGCAGAAAGCUCGGUGACCUUCGAGAACUGCACGGCUUCUGGAGCCUCGGUUGCAUCCGGGAGCCCUCUGGGCGAACGUGUCGGGGAGUUGAAGGCCUCGUUAUUCCGGGCAGCGGGCAGUUCAGGGUAG